Molecule: messenger RNA, 563 nt
Organism: Suricata suricatta (meerkat)
Lineage: Eukaryota; Metazoa; Chordata; Mammalia; Carnivora; Herpestidae
Gene: HMGN2
Product: high mobility group nucleosomal binding domain 2
Exons: 6
Coding region: 194-466 (90 amino acids)
Biological process (GO): chromatin organization
Cellular component (GO): chromatin; nucleus
Molecular function (GO): nucleosomal DNA binding
Source: RefSeq, a predicted model, not a curated record
CCAAUGAGCGGCGGCGGGAGGUGAAAUCCGGUUCUAACCGGUCCGGGGCUCCCAGCGCUAUAAAAACUUUAUAAACCCCCCGGAGCCCGAGCAGUGUGAAGAAGAGGAGGCGAGAACGACCCCCUGACCGGCCAAAGCCCGCGUGCCGCUGCAUCCCCGCGUCCAGCGCCCACGUCCCGCCGCCGUCGCCACCAUGCCCAAGAGAAAGGCUGAAGGGGAUGCUAAAGGAGAUAAAGCCAAGGUGAAGGAUGAGCCACAGAGAAGAUCUGCAAGGUUAUCUGCUAAACCUGCUCCUCCAAAGCCAGAGCCUAAACCUAAAAAGGCCCCUGCAAAGAAGGGAGAGAAGGUACCCAAAGGGAAAAAGGGGAAAGCUGAUGCUGGCAAGGAUGGAAAUAACCCAGCAGAAAACGGAGAUGCCAAAACAGACCAGGCACAGAAAGCUGAAGGUGCCGGAGACGCCAAGUGAAGUGUGUGCAUUUUUGAUAACUGUGUACUUCUGGUGACUGUACAGUUUGAAAUACUAUUUUUUAUCAAGUUUUAUAAAAAUGCAGAAUUUUGUUUUA